Molecule: messenger RNA, 1441 nt
Organism: Cucurbita moschata (crookneck pumpkin)
Lineage: Eukaryota; Viridiplantae; Streptophyta; Magnoliopsida; Cucurbitales; Cucurbitaceae
Product: protein S-acyltransferase 10-like
Exons: 11
Coding region: 132-1163 (343 amino acids)
Biological process (GO): protein targeting to membrane; peptidyl-L-cysteine S-palmitoylation
Cellular component (GO): Golgi apparatus; endoplasmic reticulum
Molecular function (GO): protein-cysteine S-palmitoyltransferase activity
Source: RefSeq, a predicted model, not a curated record
UAUACUUUCUCCCGCAAAUUCAGUUCAAGUCUCACUUUCUCUUCUUCGAUGGUAAUUUCGGAGUAAACUGCGACAAAACUCUACGCCCCAAACGCCGAUGUAAAAUUCCCCCAUUUCUUCAUGGUUUGAAGAUGAUCAUGGAUGCUUGCCACCACCGCGACUUCUCGGAUCGAAUAAUGGACCGAUACAUUCGUUUUUUUCCUUGUCUUUCCGAUCCUGCUAGGAGAUCUUCGUUGGGUUUAAAAGUAGCAUUGGUGAUGCUGCACCUUGUUUAUGCUGGAGUUCUAUUUGCACUCGACCGGCAUUUGAUUGAAGAAAUCAAGAUUAAACCAUGGUAUACGGCUUCAUAUUUGUUGCUUUUCGUUGCUACCCUCAUUCAAUACUUUUUAACAUCAUGUUCAUCUCCUGGCUAUGUACUCGACGCCAUGAGGGCUGCUAAUGAAAAAGAUAUUGCUUUUAGUAAGGCAUCAAAACAGCCUGCUUCAAGCAACAAUGUAAAUGUGGUUGUUACUGUAGACCGGAGCCCUUCUGGAAAUAAUGUACAGGCAGAUGUAACAUCGUGGACAAAGAUGGUAAUGGACAUGUAUCCCCCUCGAACACCACUUAGAAAUUUUACCUGCUCUUAUUGCCAUGUAGAGCAGCCUCCACGAACAAAGCAUUGCCAUGAUUGUGAUCGAUGCGUACUUCAGUUUGAUCAUCAUUGUGUUUGGCUUGGGACAUGUAUUGGUCAGGGCAAUCAUUGUCGAUUCUGGUGGUACAUUUUUGAGGAGACAGCUUUAUGCUUGUGGACUGGCAUAUUGUUCAUUUCAUACCUCAAGGCUGAUAUAGUGCGGGCUUGGUGGAAGGCUGUGAUUGUCAUUGUGCUGCUGAUUACCUUAUCGAUUGCGCUAAUCUUUCUACUGCUCUUGCUUCUAUUUCAUAGCUAUCUUGUCGUUACGAAUCAGACAACAUACGAACUUGUUAGACGUAGGCGAAUCUUUUACUUAAGGGGCAUUCCUGAAAGAGUUUAUCCCUUCAGCAAAGGAGUUUGCCACAAUCUAUACGAUUUCUGCUGUCACAGAAGCAACAUAUAUAACUUGGAGCCCCUGCCUUCAGCUCAGAUGCUUGAAGAGCGAUCGAGACUGUACACAUGUUCGGACAUCAUGAGGUGUAGAUGCUGCUGACUUAUUACACUGUACUAUUUGCUUAACAUUCUUUCAGUUACCACUAGGUUAUGGUGGUUGGUGUAGGAAGAAGCUUGCAUGUUUCCUGCAUCCCCUUCCCCAUUGAAAUAGCUGCAGCACAAUUAGCUUAGGUAGCCUCCUUGCUUCUUCUGGUGUAAAAUUGUGUGUUGGUGAAAUAGAUGCUUUAUAUCAAAACUGGCCCCUCAAAUGGACCAUAUUGCAUUUCUGACUUUCUCCAAAUAGAAGUAUAAACUGAUUUGGUUUGGUUUUUGGCUUAA